Musa acuminata subsp. malaccensis (wild Malaysian banana) is the source of this 1961-nucleotide messenger RNA. RefSeq names its product scarecrow-like protein 32. Lineage: Eukaryota; Viridiplantae; Streptophyta; Magnoliopsida; Zingiberales; Musaceae. Gene Ontology annotation, biological process: regulation of DNA-templated transcription. The record is from RefSeq and is a predicted model, not a curated record. Gene Ontology annotation, molecular function: DNA-binding transcription factor activity; sequence-specific DNA binding. Gene Ontology annotation, cellular component: nucleus.
CAUAUACAGCCAGACUCCAUAGCCGUCCUCCUCACAUGUCAUCAACAUCAGAAGCUCACCCCUCUCUCUGUGGAUAAAGUCCUUCCAGCCUCGAUAGGAGGUGACCAUCUUCCCAACCUCCACACAUGUAGUCGACUGUACUUCUACUGCUCCCGAAGUGAACAGAGGUCUUGUACUUGUGAGUCAGGAAUUUCUUGGGUUCGCUCACGCAAACCCUACUGCAAACUGGAGCAUUGGGAUUAUCACAUCAACCUGUUCGAUCUCCCUUUCCAUCCUCCAUAUUAACGGCAACAAGUAGAGAUCCCAAAGCACACACAACCCUCUAUAUAUGCCCUGCACAAACACCAAAUCCACUUCUCUACUGCUAUUCUGUACUGGUUUGCCUCCCCUUCUCUCUCUCUCUCUCUCUUUCAACAUAUGAUGCAAUUCACUACAAGUGUACCACUGCUGCCUCCUAUCGGUCCCGAUGGGUUAAGCCUGUUGUUGGAAGAGGACGACGCGCCGAAGCCCUCCUUAGGUGGUUCGUGGCCGUGGCGUGGCCGCCUUCUGGCCUCCCCCAAGACCCUCGGCAGCUUCAACACCGCCAGCUGCAUGGAGCAGCUGCUCAUCCAUUUCGCCAACGCCAUCGAGAGCAACGACGCCACCCUCGCCCAGCAGAUCUUGUGGGUUCUCAACAACAUCGCUCCUCCGGACGGCGACUGCAACCAGCGCCUGACGUCCGCUUUCCUCCGCGCCCUUGUCGCCCGAGCCUCGAGGACCGGCUCCUGCAAGAUUCUCACGGCUGUGGCGGCACGUGCCGACGCCGAACUCGCCCUCCACCUCCAUCGCUUCUCGGCCAUCGACCUUGCCAACUUCAUCGAUCUAACUCCCUGGCACCGCUUCGGCUACGCUGCUGCGAACGCUGCCAUCGCAGAGGCGGUCGAGGGGCUGCCCCUGGUCCAUAUCGUCGAUCUCAGCACCACCCACUGCAUGCAGAUGCCGACCCUCAUCGACCUGCUAGCCAAUCGUCCCGAAGGCCCGCCGUUCAUAAGGCUCACCGUUUCAGGCCUCACGACGACUGCGGCGCCGCCGAUUCUGAACAUGACGUACGAUGAAUUGGGGUCGCGGCUGGUCAAUUUCGCGCGUUCUAGGAACGUAGCUAUGGAGUUCGUAGUGAUCCCUACUGAUCCCAGCGAUGCGUUCGUUUCACUGAUCGAACAACUAAGGGUUCAACAGUUAGUCUCCGAAGGCGAAGCCCUGAUCGUGAACUGUCAGAUGCUGCUGCACUACAUACCAGAGGAGACGGUCGGAGUGAUCGCCUCCACCACGAACGUAAGUCCACCAAUGCUCUCCCUCCGGACAUUGUUCCUCAAGGCUCUACGAAGCCUGGGGCCUACACUGGUGACGGUGGUGGACGAGGACGCCGACUUCACGGCGUGCGACGUGGUCAGGAGGCUGCGGUCGGCGUUCAACUACCUGUGGAUCCCGUAUGACGCGGUGGACACGUUUCUACCCAAGGGGAGCGAGCAGCGGCGGUGGUACGAGGCCGGGGUGGGGUGGAAGAUCGAGAACGUGAUCGCGGAAGAGGGUGUGCAGAGAGUGGAGCGGUUGGAGCGGAAGGGGAGGUGGGCGCAGAGGAUGAGGGCCACGGGGUUCCGGUCGGUGCGGUUCACGGAGGAGGCGGCGGGGGAAGUGAAGAGCAUGCUGGACGAGCACGCGGCUGGGUGGGGGAUGAAGAGGGAUGAGGAGGACUUGAUGCUCACUUGGAAAGGGCACAACGUGGUGUUCGCCACGGCUUGGCUGCCUGCUUGAAAGCAACAGUACUAUUGCAUUGCAAAUUAGACUGCCUCUUAAUGUUAACACGAAGGGCAUCAUGCAAGUCCCUUAAUCAUGCAGUAGUAUUCAUUGCUUAGAUUAGCAUUUUAGUAUCAAUUCUCAACUCUCUCUCUCUCUCUCUCUGACUUGCAGUAAUAUUACAUGAA